Symbiodinium natans is the source of this 3000-nucleotide messenger RNA. The record is from the annotation of a GenBank genome assembly. Lineage: Eukaryota; Dinophyceae; Suessiales; Symbiodiniaceae.
AUGCAGUGGCUACUUGGCGCGGCGCAAGCUGUGAAGGACGCGGCGCAGCCCUCUUCCAUCAUUGCAGGCCGAAGGGUGCACCAGGAGCGGCUGCUUGCCGAUGGAGGCUUCGCUUACGUCUACGCCGGCUUUGAUGCAGAGACGGGCGAGAAGCUGGCCAUUCGCAGAGUUCUACUUCAAGACAAGGACACCUUGGAGAAGGCAAACAUGGAGAUCGACUUGUUAAACAGCCUUUGCGACCACCCACAUGUUGUGCGGUUUCUGGGGGCCGAGAUCACGAAGAAUGGCAACACCAGCGAAGCAGUCUACUUGUUUGAGUUGUGCACUGGUGGCACACUACUGGCACAAAUUGAGAAGGUGAUAGCUGCGGCGCCCAAGGGUGAACAUCCAUUUCAGAACUGCUGCCCCUGCCUUCGAGAGGAUGUCAUUGUGGAAGUUCUUGGAGCUCUUGCUCAGGCUCUUGCCUAUUUAAGCCGCUUGGGACUGAUCCACUACGACGUAAAAAGUGAGAACGUUCUCCUCGGUUCAGACAAUUUGUGGAAGUUGGGUGAUUUUGGCUCUGCUAGUGAGAGGUCCUUCGACCUAGAUGGUGCGGACAAGAAGCUGCUGCUUGAUGCACAGGAGUUUAUUCAUGGCCGCUGCACGCCUAUGUAUAGAGCGCCCGAAUUGGCAGACGUGUACCUGAGAUGGAAGAUUGGACCCAAGGUGGACAUCUUUGCUUUGGGCUGCAUUCUGUUCGCGACGAUGACAGCACAGCAUCCAUUUCCCAUGGAGUCCACUUGCGCGAACAUCACAGCCAGCUACCGAUUGCCCGCAGAUGCUGCCAGUUGCUACGCUCCAGCACUGCUCCGUUGGCUUCCUCGUUUGCUGGCCAGAGAACCUGCUAAGCGUCCCUCUGCUGUCCGUCUCGCAGCAGAGGUGGAGCGCUUUCGAAUCCUGGGCGAAGACCCAAACGACGACCUCCAGCCGGAAGUGCAGGUGCACGCGAAGCAGGAGAAACAGCCGAAGGACGAAGGCGUCGCCGAGGCUGCUUUUGCGGACUUUGCGACGUUCGCACCCAUGGAACCUGUGUCCUUGCUGGAGGAGCAGCUUCGCUCAUCAAGGCUACAUCAGGACCAACUCCGGGAGGCCAUGCGGACGCAGCACUCACAGCUGGCCGACGCCCAGCAGCAGUUGCGUGAGCAGCUGCGGGCGGAUGGCGAGCGGCAAAUGAGGGAGUGGGAGCUGGACGCUGCGAAGAGAGCUGUGGAAGCUGAGCUUCGCAACAUGUCGGCAGAGGCACAUCAGCUUCGUCUGGAGCAGCGCUCAAUGCAGGAGCAGCUCGCAAUGGCCCUUGACAGUCAGCAGCGCGCAGAGUGCACCGCCGCUGCGGCCGCCGGCAGCGCGGCCUCACUCUCAGCGGCAGAGGCUCGGCUGGCUGACCAGAACAGUGCGGUGACUACGCUAAGGCAGCAGCUGGCAACGCUGGCAGGCAUGCGCGGCUCCGAGGCCGUUGCUGUGAGCAGAGGUGUGCUUGCCGUGGCAUACGUCUCUGUGGCCAGCAGUCUACCGACAAGUCCGGGGGCAUUGGUUGCAGUGGAGGGGCUCUCCCAGCGCCUUCGGGCGGCAUGCCGCCAGUGUGGUCGAGUUCUCGAGCAGCAGCUGCAAUCUGUCCAUGCCCUUUCGUGGACUGAGUCUGGGCCGACCCCGUUGGACAUCGACUGGGAGGCCGUGGAAUCGAAGACGCUUGAAGAGCUGGGUUCGACUGCUUUGCCAGACCUGGGGCUUGCAACCCUUUGCAACUUGCAGCCGGAGUCCGAAGGAAAUGACCUCACACAAGAAAUGAAUGCGUACGAGACUGGAAAGAUUGAAGACGCCUUUCGCAAGCCAAGUGCAGAUCCAAGCGGGACUGAGUCUGCAUCUGGCAUGAAGGCGGCGCCGGCUGCGGAGAAGUUACUGCAGGACGAGGUGAAGCAGCAGAGCAUAGAGCUCGACAGGCUUCGUGCCGAAGUUCGGUCAUGCCAGCAGCAGAUCCACACGGAGCGGACCGUGUCAGACGAUCUGCGGGAACAGCUGCACACACAGCAGGCAGGAGAUGAAGAACUCCAUCUCCUGCGAGAGCAGCUGCGAGAAGAGCGCGAGCGAAGAGAAGCGUUGGAAAGCUCCAAGGCAGAAGAAACGACAGAUGCGCCGGCUGCGGAGAAGUUACUGCAGGACGAGGUGAAGCAGCAGAGCAUAGAGCUCGACAGGCUUCGUGCCGAAGUUCGGUCAUGCCAGCAGCAGAUCCACACGGAGCGGACCGUGUCAGACGAUCUGCGGGAACAGCUGCACACACAGCAGGCAGGAGAUGAAGAACUCCAUCUCCUGCGAGAGCAGCUGCGAGAAGAGCGCGAGCGAAGAGAAGCGUUGGAAAGCUCCAAGGCUUGCCUGCCCGAUGAUCUGGGCACACCCCUGCUGGUCAGUCGGCAAGUGUCAGAUGCGCCCCAGUGCAACGGCCACCAAGCGGCGACAUCACAGCAAGAGGAUCUGGCAGAGUGGACUCCCGGGGAUGCAAGCUUGCAUCAACCGGAGGUGCAAGCAGACAGCGCCGUCAGACGAUGCUCCACGCACGAGCCCGAAGCAGCCGAGCAAGAAGCAUCCCCCUUUCAAGAGCGCAGCACAGCAGAGUUGAUUUCAGGGCCGAAGGUGGAACAACAUGAAGAAGAACGGCACGGGAGGUCAAGUGCAGAAGCGACUGGCGUAUCUGGCGUUCCUGCGGUGCAAAAUGGAGCAUCGACUCAUGAGGAGUCCAGCACGAGCACAGACAGAUCACCACAAGCUCCGGAGAGAGUCCCUCCAGAGCCAGAUGUUCCUCAUGAGAAGCAACAAAGCAAGGAGCAACUUCACCUGUCAGAUGAAAAAGGGCAAGAACAGUUGCCCGAGGGUGAGGAGGAAAAGAAGAGGACAUCCGAGAUCCGAGAAAGCUCGAAAACGACUGAAAGGGCGGAGACGCCAGAGGCCUCCCUAUCCAUCUGCUCGUAA